AUGGCCGACGUCGCAACCAUCCAAACUCCCGUCCCGGUGGAACAAACCUUCCGCGCCUACACCAAAGAACAAGGCACUACCUACGCCAAAGGCCGGCUUGGCUACCAUGACAGGCUCUACGACUUCAUCUACGACCACCACGUCUCAACUGGAGGUCACCCCGACACCCUCCUCGAUGUCGGCUGCGGCCCCGGCACCGUCGCUCGUAAGCUCGGCCCGCGCUUUACACGGGCCAUCGCCCUGGACCCAAGCGUAGGCAUGAUCGACGCAGCCCGGGCCCUGGGCGGGGCCACCUCGACCUCGGAGCCGGUCCGCUUCGAGGUCUCCACCGCGGAGGAGCUCGGGUCCAACCUCUCCGCGCCCGUCGCCGACGCCAGCGUCGACCUCAUCACGGCCGCCACCGCGGCCCACUGGUUCGACAUGGCCGGCUUCUGGACCGCCGCUGCCCGCGUGCUCAAGCCCGGUGGUUCCGUCGCCAUUUGGACGAGUAGCUCAAGAUACAUACACCCGUCCAUGCCCAACGCCGCGCGCAUGCAGCAGGUCUUGAAGGACUUUCGUGACGAGUAUAUUCAGCCGUACAUGGCGCCCGGCAACAUUGUGGGCGAGAAAAUGUACGAGACGUUGCCACUGCCGUGGGACCUCGGAAAGCCGGUGACGGAAUUUGACAAGAGCACCUUUCUUCGCAAAGACUGGAACAAGAAUGGCACAAUCGGACCGGACGGGGAGUUCUUCUUGGGCCAGCAGCAUCUGGGCCUGGAUCACAUUGAAAAGUACUUAGAGACGGUCAGCCCCGUCACGCGGUGGCGUGAGGCGCACCCGGACGCCAUCGGGACGGAUCGAGACGUGGUCAAGAUGGCCGUAGGGAAGAUUGCGAGUUUGCUCCACGAGGCAGGGAUGGAGCCAGGGAAGGAAAUCAUCACCACUGGCGUCGCCGGUGCGCUGAUAAUGGUGAAAAAGAGGGAGUAA
Messenger RNA from Colletotrichum orchidophilum, 966 nucleotides. RefSeq names its product methyltransferase domain-containing protein. The record is from RefSeq and is a predicted model, not a curated record. Lineage: Eukaryota; Fungi; Ascomycota; Sordariomycetes; Glomerellales; Glomerellaceae. Gene Ontology annotation, molecular function: S-adenosylmethionine-dependent methyltransferase activity. The transcript has a single exon. Bases 1 to 966 code for a protein of 321 amino acids.